This is a messenger RNA of Prunus mume (Japanese apricot), 924 nucleotides long. The record is from RefSeq and is a predicted model, not a curated record. Lineage: Eukaryota; Viridiplantae; Streptophyta; Magnoliopsida; Rosales; Rosaceae.
GUCGCCUAUGUUGAAAGCAAGGAACUCGCUUGGUUGGCACAGUUCUGAAUCAACAAAAAAGAGAAAAAGGAAUUCUAAUAAAGCAAUCCCAGCAAUCUUAUAAGUAGUCGACAUUAGAUGAUUCAUACACCAAAACAUUUCCAAAAAGAGAAGAAAAGUAGAGAGCCAGGGACGACCUAAAGCAGAACACAGCAGCACAGAGAUGGCUAAUCAGAUGGGCUUACAUGUUGGUUGCUUGCUUCUUGUUGUUGCGGUGGCCCUGUUGAAGGGUGCCGCAGCUGAUAAUUACACUGUUGGAGACGAUUUAGGCUGGACCAUUCCUCCAGCGGGCUCUAUAGCCUAUAAAACCUGGGCUAACAAAAAGAGCUUUCAGAUUGGUGACACAAUAGUAUUCAAUUGGACUGGAAACCACAACGUGGGCGGAGUAGCGUCAAAAGAAGAAUACGAUAAGUGCACUGACCCAGGGAUCGUGUUCGGCCCAGGAGUGAGGAUCGAAAUCAAUUCUACUGAUACACUUUACUUCAUCUGCACUGUUGGUGAUCACUGCGAGCGAGGCCAAAAAGUCACCAUCACCGUUGGAUCAGCAGCCAACAACUCCUCUCCUCCUCCACCACCACCACCACCCUCCUAUGCUUCAUCUCUCACUCCAACUACUCUCGGCUCUUUCUUUGGCCUCAUCAUCUCCACACUAGUUGCCAUUUCUUUCCUUGAUCAUUCUUAAUAAAUUCGUUGUCCUAAACUAAUGUAUGUUCCUUUUAUUUAGUAUGGUUUGAUCAUAUUCAUAUUUAUCAUUACAAUAACAUGAUGUUAUACAUCAACGCACUAGUGUACUGUACAAUUAUUUUGAAUAAAAGUGGUACGUGUAAGUUGUUAUACCAAACGAAAUGUAAUGCACGCUUGCUUGGCAAGGGUUUCAACUUUGAA